Pelagomonas calceolata is the source of this 3087-nucleotide messenger RNA. The record is from the annotation of a GenBank genome assembly. Lineage: Eukaryota; Pelagophyceae; Pelagomonadales; Pelagomonadaceae.
GAGUUUUUGUCGUUUUUUGCGUUUACGAGCGCGCCAGAGCGAGCAUUGCUCGAAGCGACAGCGCCAGGUUAUCCGCGGCCUCCGCUGGUCGCGCGCUGCGGCGUCUCGCCCCGCACAACGCCGCCGCAGAGGCGUGAGACCGUUCCCAGCGCCGCGGCGCACCGCGCACGACGGCGGCCCGCGCGGCGACAAUGCUGCGCGCGCUGCACGUCGCCGAGAAGCCGAGCGUGGCCAAAAAAGUCGCCGAGCACCUCGGGAGCCUAGGUGGUCCCACCACCAAUAGAUCGGGACCGAGCCCCUACAACCGCCUUUAUGAUUUUGAGACGCCGGGCACACCACUCACAAACAACCGACGCGUCAGGCACACCGUUACCUCAGUAACAGGUCAUCUGAUGGCGUCGGAGUUCGCCGAGCCGCACAACAAGUGGCACGCGUGCGCGCCUCGGGAUUUACUGCGGGAGGACGUAUCACAAGUAGAAUUCCGCGUCGCUGAUGAUAAACUACCUCUGAAGCAACAACUGGAACAAGAAGCGCGCCAGAACGACUGGUUAGUUUUAUGGUUGGAUUGUGAUAGGGAGGGCGAGGCGAUUGCCUAUGAGGUGGUCGAUGUCUGUCGGAAGAAGAAGGCGUCGUUGGACUUAUAUCGGGCCGUCUUCUCGUCCGUCGAUAAGCAGUCCAUCCAGCAGGCUUGGAGAUCACUGCAGCGACCGGACAAGCGCAAGGCCGACGCCGUCGCUGCUAGAAGUGAACUAGAUUUACGAGCAGGAGCGGCCUUCACGCGCUUCCAGACCUUCAGGAUCGAUGGGCGGUACGAGGACGUCCAGACGAAAGUGGUCAGUUACGGGCCCUGCCAGUUCCCGUGCGAUCUCGGCGUCCCGCGGUGCUGCGGUGCCUUCACGCCAUCGACGCGACUCGUGUCCAUCAGACGAGGUCGUGGGUGGUCUCUUUUUUGAGUUUGAGGCCUUUCGGACCGAGUCGAGCGACCGCGAUGCUCCGCGCAGGACCCUAGGCUUCAUCGUCCAGCGCCAGCAGGAGAUCGAGGCCCACGCUCACAAACAGUUCUGGAAGAUUGAUUUAGCUACUAAGAUAGACCAACAACAUGUGAAGUGGUCCUGGCGGAGAAAACGAGUGUUUGAUGAAGUUGUAGCUUCAUUGUUGUUCGAACGCGUGUUAGAAUCUCCUGGUACUAUUGAACGAGUACAACCCAAACCGGCGACGAAAGUGCGACCCGUGCCCCUGUGUACGCUCGAGUUGCAAAAACGAGCGUCGCGGUGGCUACGUUUAGCUCCAGACGCGACCAUGGAAGUAGCUGAGAAAUUAUAUCAAAACGCUCUCAUCUCGUACCCUAGAACAGAAACGGAGAUCUUCAAGCCUGGACUCGACUUGAGAGAUCUGAUCGAUAGGCAGCGCGGCGAUCCUCGCUUCGCAAGUUUUUGUGGAGACCUACUGGACAAACCAGCGAAUGACCCUCGUAGUUUUUGCCAGCCGCGAGCCGGCAAACGAGACGACGAGGCCCACCCGCCGAUCCACCCCACGGGCGACGGUUCGCAGUUAACAGACCCAAGACAGAAGGCCGUUUUUGAGUUAGUUACGAGGCAUUUCCUAGCCUGUUGUGCGAAGGACGGUGUGGGACGACAGACGUUGGUGGAUGCGGAUAUCGGCGGCGAGAAGUUCGAAGCGCGAGGUUUGAUUAUCGACCAGCGAGGCUGGCUGGAUAUCUAUCGCUGGGAGCGGUGGUCCGGGACGCAAUUGCCUCUACUCCAAGAGGGCCAAUUGUUUGAUAUCACGAAAGUGGAACUCGUUGCCGGUAAGACCCAACCGCCUCCCCUACUCACGGAGGCGGAUCUGCUCGCGAAGAUGGACGCGCACGGCAUCGGCACGGACGCGACGAUGGCCGAUCAUAUAAAAACGGUACUGACGCGGGAGUACGCGACGCGAGCGAACCAGCCGCCCCACGUGCUCAAACCGACACCGUUGGGAAGGGCAUUAGUAGACGCCUACGACGCCAUGGGCGAGCGCCUCAACAGACCUGAGUUACGGGCGGCUGCGGAAGCGGACUUUACCUCCAUCGCCAAUGGCAAGAAGACGAAGGCUCAAGUGAUAGCGGAGACGUUGGUAACGAUGCGGAGGUGCUUCGACGUCGUGCAGAGAGACGUCGCGAAAUUAGAUGAAGCGAUGCGGAAGCGCUUCGGCGGCGCCGCCGGAGACGGGCCGGCGCCGGAUUUGAACCUGGACUUCGCGGGGACGACGUGCGGCGACUGCGGCGGUACCAUGCAGUUAUACUCAAGAAAUGACCGCCCGUCGCUGCGCUGCGACCAGUGUGAGACGUGGUGGCCUUUACCUGAUAGACAAGGUGUGACCAUCGAGCCGCGUUCGGCAACAUGUCCAUUGUGCCAGUUCCAGUUGGUUGAUAUCAAAUUCGAUCCCAAUGGGCGAAAGCAGCCGCACUGCCCGCACUGCUACACCGCGCCGCCGCCCGGCGCGCACGCGGGAAGUACGGGCGGGCGCAUGGCCUGCCGCGACUGCGCCCAUGCCGGUUGUAGUCUCGCGACGGGCGUGCGAGGCGGGUCCCUGGCCGUGGCGAAGUGUGCUUGCGGCGGCGACCUGAAAUUACGGAGGACGCCGGCGGCCAAGUUCGUGCUCGGGUGCACGUCUCAGCAAUGCGGCUCGGCGGCCUGGUUCCCCUCGGCCGUUGCUAGUGCGCGGGUCUUGGAAGAUAGCGACUGUCCACAAUGUUCGGCGCCGGGCGCGCCGGUCCGCCGGCUCAAGCUCAAGCUCCCGUCAGCAAAAGUGCCGCCGGGGACGGACCUCAACCCGACGCUCUGCGCGCUGUGUUGCAGGGGAGAGAUCCUGCAUCUGGGCUUCGACCGGCGGAACCUGCGGGUCGGCGGGCGGGGCCGCGGCGGGCGCGGACGGGGCGGAGGGCGUGGGCGGGGCGGCCGCACGCGGGGGCCGCCGGCGCCGGCGGGCGUCGACCAGAACAAGCGGCCGAAGGUCGCGGCGGCUCAACCGCCGCGGCCGGCGCCGCGGGGCCCGCCGCAGCCGCUCCAGCAGCGGGGGCCGCCCCAGCCGCAGCUGCGGCGGUAG